AUGGGAAAAGGUAAGAAUAAGACGCACGAACCUAAAAAUGAAAGACAACAGAGAGGCGCUAAUGGGCACAGUGCAAGGCAAAACCACAAGCACAUGGAAAUGAAGUAUGAUAAAUCGGAAAAGAUGAAAUUUCCUGUUAAACUGGCUAUGUGGGAUUUUGACCAUUGUGAUCCGAAAAGGUGCAGCGGCAAGAAACUCGAAAGGUUGGGUUUAAUCAGAUCAUUAAGAGUGGGGCAAAAAUUUCAAGGUGUUGUGGUUUCACCAAACGGUCAGGGCGUAGUUUGUCCCAAUGAUCUCGAGAUUGUUGAACAACAUGGUGCCUCAGUUGUUGAAUGUUCUUGGGCCCGUUUAGAAGAAGUGCCUUUCAACAAAAUAGGCGGUAAGUAUGAAAGAUUGCUGCCAUAUUUGGUGGCUGCUAAUCAAGUCAAUUACGGGAGACCGUGGAGGCUUAAUUGUGUUGAGGCAUUGGCUGCUUGUUUCGCUAUUGUUGGUAAAAUGGAUUGGGCAAGCGAAUUGCUGUCGCAUUUCUCGUGGGGACUGGGAUUUUUAGAUUUAAACAAAGAAUUGCUUGAAAUUUAUCAGCGCUGUACCGAUGCUGACUCUGUAAAGAAAGCUGAAAAAGAAUGGUUGGAGAAGUUAGAAAUGGAAACUCAAGAGCGUAAAUCUCACACUAAAAAGACAGAUAUAUGGAUGAUGGGUAACAUAAAUAGGAGAGGUAAUGGAGUGCAAUCUGAUGAAUUAGAAAGCGGAGAAGACUCGGAGCAAUCGGGGUUGGAAAAUAGCGAACAACCCAUUGAAUAUGACGCUCUCGGUAACGCCAUUCAUGUCGAUUCCGUAAAGAGCCGAAUAAUGCUAUCUGGGGUAUCCGAAGAUGAAGAAAGCGAUUUUGGAGAGAAUGAAAAGCCUGUGAACUAUGACUCUUUAGGUAAUUUAAUAUAA
This is a messenger RNA of Saccharomyces kudriavzevii IFO 1802, 939 nucleotides long. It is a transcript of the gene TSR3, whose product is annotated as ribosome biogenesis protein TSR3. Gene Ontology annotation, biological process: maturation of SSU-rRNA. The record is from RefSeq and is a predicted model, not a curated record. Bases 1 to 939 code for a protein of 312 amino acids. Lineage: Eukaryota; Fungi; Ascomycota; Saccharomycetes; Saccharomycetales; Saccharomycetaceae. The transcript has a single exon. Gene Ontology annotation, molecular function: rRNA small subunit aminocarboxypropyltransferase activity.